AUGGACGAUCCGCCUCUCGCCUCGUUGUCGCUCACCCACGUUCGCUAUACUCCUGGUGACCCCAUAUCCUACGCAUCAGCAUGGCUGGCUCUGGUACCACAGGGUCUAUGUGUAAUCUAUGUCACUCUGAUAUGGGCAUCGCGGGAAGCCGAGAUAUUUCUCAUGUUCGCCGGCCAAAUGGCGUGUGAAGUGGUGAAUUUCGGUCUGAAACGGCUGAUACGGGAAGAACGUCCCAAACAAAUGACAGGCAAGGGCUAUGGCAUGCCCUCUUCGCAUUCGCAAUUCGUGGCCUUUUUUGCCAUCUCAUUUAGUCUCUUCUUGAUCUUCCGCCACGUCCCUGAUCCUUCAGCAAGUUAUUCGCCCACCAGCUUGACCGAGCGAGUCAUUUUGUCUAUGCUCGCCUGUAUAGGCGCCGGCGCUGUUGCUGCCAGCCGCGUCUACCUGAACUACCAUACACCAAAGCAAGUCUGGGUCGGGGUUGCUGCGGGAGCAGUUUUUGCCGUCAUCUGGUUUCUAUUCACCUCCUAUUUACGGCAUUACGGGUGGCUGGACUGGGCGUUGGAGAGUUGGAUAUGUAGGAGACUGCGAGUGAGAGACUUGAUUGUCACAGAAGACAUCCAGGACGCUGGUUGGGGAAGAUGGGAGGAAAGGAGGAAAGAGAGAAAAAAUAGAAAAGCGACGGCCUCCCGUCUGAAGAAUCAAUAG
This is a messenger RNA of Fonsecaea nubica, 705 nucleotides long. RefSeq lists its product as hypothetical. Bases 1 to 705 code for a protein of 234 amino acids. Gene Ontology annotation, biological process: protein N-linked glycosylation; lipid biosynthetic process. The record is from RefSeq and is a predicted model, not a curated record. Gene Ontology annotation, cellular component: endoplasmic reticulum membrane; intracellular membrane-bounded organelle. The transcript has 3 exons. Lineage: Eukaryota; Fungi; Ascomycota; Eurotiomycetes; Chaetothyriales; Herpotrichiellaceae. Gene Ontology annotation, molecular function: dolichyldiphosphatase activity.